Messenger RNA from Dermatophagoides pteronyssinus (European house dust mite), 603 nucleotides. RefSeq lists its product as uncharacterized. Lineage: Eukaryota; Metazoa; Arthropoda; Arachnida; Sarcoptiformes; Pyroglyphidae. The record is from RefSeq and is a predicted model, not a curated record.
GACUCAGAUGAAUGCUAAUGUUUAUUACUAACAUGACCAAAAUCCAUAUCAUCCUUGUUGUUGUCUUGGUGAUCAUCGUCUCCAUCAACAACAUCAUCAAAUUCAAACGAAUACAAUCAACAGCCUUGAGCAGAAAAUGUCUGCUCAAAAUCGCCAAUUUUCUUUUUUUCUGCACAAAAUGUUUGAUAAUCUCGUUGUGGAUGUGAUUUUGCACAAUAUUUUGAUAUCAUCGCCAUCAUUAUCAUUAUUGAAAUCGUCAAUGACAACGGCAUUCACACUUGAUGAACAUUUAGCAAAAAUGGUUCGAUUUUUGUUUUUUAGGAAAAUUCUAGAUUUUUUAAAAAGAAAAUUCACCGCCGUGCAGGAUUAUCGAACCACAGAAAACAAAGUGGAUGGGGAAUUUCCAGCCAAAAUUGAAUUGUACUUUUCAAUGAUUUAUGCUGUUGUUUGGUGAUGCUCUUUACCUUUAUCAAAUUGACAAUUGUUUUGUAAUUGAAAAUCAUUUUAUUUGCUUUUUGCGCGUGUGUGUGUGUGACAAAUAUUAAGAUAGAUAGAUUCAAUCAAUCAAUCAUCAAGUGAAAAUAAAUUUAUUAUAUGAAAAUG